AUGAGCGAUCGCGAGCAGCCUACAUCGGAGCCCACCACGACGGUGGUCGAGGAAGAGGAGGAAGAUGAAAUCGAGAAGGGUCUGUUCGAGGAGCCGGAAGAUUUUUACAAGCCGCCCCCGGAGCCCACCUUCCGGACCUACCAUCGCAAAUGCGGAGAAGACGUGAAGCUCAAGCUGGUGGGCAGCCACCCGCUUUGGGCGCACCUGCUGUGGAAUGCCGGACUCGUGCUGGCCGACUACCUCGACGCCAACCCAUCACUCCUCCACGGCAAGACGGUGCUUGAGCUGGGCGCCGGUGGCUCCCUGCCCUCCAUCAUCGCCAUCAAGCACGGGGCCAAGAAGGUGGUGGUGACCGACUACCCUGAGAAGGAGCUCAUCGUCAAUGUCCACGAGAACAUCGAGGCCAACACCACCGCGGCGGAGCGAGAAAAUGUCGUCAACAUUCAGGGUCAUCUGUGGGGCACGUCGGUGGAGCCGCUCCUGGCGGCGCUGGCCGAUGUCGGGGAGACCAAGUUCGACGUCGUCAUCAUGGCCGACCUCAUCUUCAACCACAACCAGCAGACACAGCUCCUUCAGACCGCGCGCGCGGCCCUCAAAGACGACGGCAAGGUGCUGGUGUCGUUCUCGUCGCAUCGGCCGUCGGUGGCGCACCUGGACGAGCGGUUCUUCGACAUGGCGCGGCAGGAGGAGCAUGGCGGGUUCGAGGUGGAGCACCUCUUCACGGAGAUCCGCACGCCCAUGUUCGCGGUCGACUUUGGAUCGGAGGAGGUCCGCAGCACCGUACACGUGCGUGUCCUCACCUGGCCCACCAAGAAAUAA
Molecule: messenger RNA, 819 nt
Organism: Acanthamoeba castellanii str. Neff
Lineage: Eukaryota; Discosea; Longamoebia; Acanthamoebidae
Product: nicotinamide nmethyltransferase
Exons: 6
Coding region: 1-819 (272 amino acids)
Biological process (GO): peptidyl-lysine dimethylation
Molecular function (GO): protein-lysine N-methyltransferase activity
Source: RefSeq, a predicted model, not a curated record